Poecilia reticulata (guppy) is the source of this 7572-nucleotide messenger RNA. NCBI's taxonomy places the organism in Eukaryota, Metazoa, Chordata, Actinopteri, Cyprinodontiformes, Poeciliidae. The record is from RefSeq and is a predicted model, not a curated record.
CUCGCCAGUCGGGAGUUGAGUGCUCAGUGGCGACAGAGCGCGCGAGAGUCAUUCUCUCUGAAGAGAAGCGGACGAGUCGCGUUCAACUCUCCUCGAGCGCACUUUCCCAGUCUUCCAGUCCGCUGCACGCGCGGGAGGAGAUGAGCGUAUUUUGGACCGUUUGGACUGUGUGAGAAGCAGCAGCAGCAGCAGCAGCAACAGGAGCGCGUGGAGCCGAGCUGGAUGUAGUGGAGGGCGAGCUGCUGGCUGUGGCGGCGGCGCAGCGCGAGCUACACCUUCAGUAAAGUCUCGAGGAGUGUUCCGGACGGCUUCGCGACGGGUUUUGUGUGUAUUUUGAAAACGACAGAAACUUACAACAGUCGGGUGGAUUUUCCUAAAGUUUACUGGUCAAUAGAGGUUGGUUUUCUUCUCAUGAAAGCUGCGGGACAUCUGGAACCUGAAGGCUGAGUUUCUGUCAAAACUGAUUCAUUUAGGUCGGAGGCAGGAAGUGGUCAGGUCCUCCGUUGUCUGCGGCCGGCGUUCAGCGAGACAGCAUGCGGAUGGUGGAGGAUGGGCCCUGAGUUGGAGUCGGUCCCUGCUGCUCUGCGUCGGGCCCCUCCGUCCAGAGGAAUGACGGCUCUGUGGUGCUCACUCUGGCUCUCCCUCCUGCUGCCGCUGUGCGUCUCUCCGGCCAGGCUGCCCACCGCUCAGCCCACAGACUCUGUGUCCAGUGAAACUGCUUUCCUGGAGGACUUUGUCUUGGGCAUGGGAGACACCCUGGAGAUGUCGUGCAACCGGGAGGACUCCUCAGAGCCCAUCGUCUGGUUCAAAGACGGCAUCGGACUCUCGUCGGGCAACCGGACGCGAGUCGGCCAACGGAUGUUACGCAUCAUCAACGUGUCAUACGAAGACUCUGGCGUCUACACGUGCCGACUCGCUCAUACCAACACCCUGCUCAAAAACUACACCAUCAGGGUGACAGAUUCUCUUUCAUCUGGUGAUGAUGAAGACUAUGAUGAAGAUCCAGAAGAUGCAGGUAAUGGAAAUGAAGCUCCUUUUUGGACCAAGCCUGAACGGAUGGACAAGAAGCUCCUGGCCGUCCCCGCAGCCAACACCGUCAAGUUCCGCUGCGCCGCCGACGGAAACCCGAUGCCAACCAUCCACUGGCUCAAGAACGGCAAGGAGUUCAAGGGCGAGCAGAGAAUGGGAGGCAUCAAGCUAAGACACCAGCAGUGGAGUUUGGUGAUGGAAAGCGCCGUGCCGUCGGACCGAGGAAACUACACCUGCGUGGUGCAGAACAAGUACGGCACCAUCAGUCACACCUACCAGCUGGAUGUUUUAGAGCGCUCGCCCCACCGGCCGAUCCUCCAGGCUGGCCUGCCAGCCAAUCAGACGGUGGUGGUGGGCAGCGACGUGGAGUUCCACUGUAAGGUUUACAGUGACGCCCAGCCGCACAUCCAGUGGCUCAAACACAUCGAGGUGAACGGCAGCCGCUACGGCCCUGACGGCGCCCCCUACGUCAACGUCCUGAAGACGGCCGGUAUUAACACAACAGAUAAGGAGCUAGAGGUUCUCUUCUUGACCAAUGUAACUUUUGAGGAUGCGGGCGAGUACACUUGUCUGGCGGGGAACUCUAUCGGCUUUGCUUACCACUCCGCUUGGCUGACGGUGCUUCCAGCAGUGAACUCGGGCAAAGACGACUACUACGCCGACAUCCUCAUCUACCUGACGGGCUGCGUGCUCUUCGUCUUUGCCGUGGUCAUCGUCUUCCUCUGCCGCAUGAGAAUGACCACGCAGAAGACUCUCCCCACGCCGCCUGUGCAGAAACUGUCCAAGUUCCCCCUCAAGAGACAGGUAACAGUUUCCUUGGAUUCUAACUCCUCCAUGAACUCCAACACGCCCCUGGUUCGGAUCGCUCGGCUGUCGUCCAGCGACGGGCCCAUGCUGGCCAACGUCUCAGAGCUGGAGCUGCCCUCUGACCCCAAAUGGGAGUUUCCUCGCACAAGGUUGACCCUGGGUAAACCUCUGGGAGAGGGCUGCUUCGGUCAGGUGGUCAUGGCAGAGGCAAUCGGCAUCGACAAGGAGAAGCCCAACAAGCCUCUCACUGUCGCUGUGAAGAUGCUGAAAGACGAUGCAACAGAUAAAGAUCUGUCAGACUUGGUGUCAGAGAUGGAGAUGAUGAAGAUGAUAGGCAAACACAAAAACAUCAUCAACCUGCUGGGAGCGUGCACACAGGACGGUCCUCUGUACGUCCUGGUGGAGUACGCCUCCAAAGGGAACCUGAGGGAGUACCUCAGGGCGCGCCGUCCUCCUGGCAUGGAUUAUUCCUUUGACACCUGCAAAAUCCCUGACGAGCAGCUCACCUUUAAAGAUCUGGUGUCCUGCGCCUAUCAGGUCGCCCGAGGCAUGGAGUACCUGGCUUCACAGAAGUGUAUCCACAGAGACCUGGCAGCCAGAAAUGUUCUGGUGACGGAGGACAACGUCAUGAAAAUAGCCGACUUCGGUCUCGCCAGAGACGUGCACAAUAUAGACUACUACAAAAAGACCACAAAUGGUCGUCUGCCCGUGAAAUGGAUGGCUCCGGAGGCUCUGUUCGACCGGGUCUACACGCACCAGAGCGACGUGUGGUCUUACGGGGUUUUGUUAUGGGAGAUCUUCACCCUGGGAGGGUCGCCGUACCCGGGGAUCCCAGUGGAGGAACUCUUCAAGCUGUUGAAAGAAGGACACCGGAUGGACAAACCUGCCAACUGCACGCAUGAGCUGUACAUGAUCAUGAGGGAGUGCUGGCACGCCAUCCCGUCUCAGAGGCCCACCUUCAGACAGCUGGUGGAAGACCUGGACCGGAUUCUGUCCAUGACCUCCACUGAUGAGUACCUGGACCUGUCGGUGCCGUUCGAGCAGUACUCCCCGACCUGCCAGGACUCCAACAGCACCUGCUCCUCCGGAGACGACUCCGUGUUCGCCCACGAUCCUCUGCCCGACGAGCCCUGUCUUCCCAAACAGCCUCCCAGCAAUGCCGUCAUACGGACAUAAGAGCCCGGCCGCGGAGGUCGCGACCCCCGCUCACACUCUGUGACAAAUAAUCACCUCUCAGCGAAUCAAGACUCCUCAAGAUAUGGAAAUUAAGACUUCACGCAAUACUCCUGCAGCUCGUCUUAAACUCUCCAGGCUUUUCUCCUACGAUUUCCCCCCAACAGACACUUUGAGCAUUGAAGGAUUUUUUUUUUUUUGUUUUUGUUUUGUUUUUGUUUUUUUGGCUGUUUGCGUUCUUUUCAGGAAUGAAAUUCUAUUUUUAUACUCUGGCCAGUCUUUUGCUACAAACAGUCGCGUGGUGAAACCAUUCCGUGCCUCCUGGGAUUUAAACCUCCUAGGACUGAAUUCAGAAAUCGUACGCGGAGGACGUGAAGGGCAUUUUGAAGGCGACCAAGUAGUGGUGCGGAUCUAUCUCCUCUAGAUCUGCGCAGAUCACAACAAGAAUGCUCCCUCAUGAACGGAAUCCAGGAAGACGUUUCCAGCAGAACUCAGAGGAGAAGCUCUGAGAGGCGAAGACUUCCAGCCUCAGCAGGUUUCCUCAGUGUUAACAGUUUUUUUUUUUUCAUCCUAAGAACAGUUUUUAUUUUUAUUUUUUAUUGUCUCCGAACAAACUUCCUGGUGACGUGAGGCAUAUUUCAGGGCCUUUCAGUAAUAAGAACAGCGCCACUUGGAGGACGUUUUUGUUUUUUUCUAUAUCUAGAAAGUGAUUUAUUGUAAAUAUAUAAAUGCAAAUAUGUAUCAUAUCGCUGCCCACAGCCAUGUAUGUAAAAGACAAAAACAGAAAAAAAAAAAACAUUUAAAAAAAAAAGUUUAUUUGAGGAUGGAAGACACUGUUUAUGCGUUGAAAACAUUGAAUUUUUUUUUUUGGGGUGUUGCAGAAAAAAGUUUUAUUUGAAUAAUUAACAUGUAUAUUUGUAAAGGUAUUUAUAGACUUAACAUGCGAUUCUUAAGUUUGAAAACUUCUAGGUUUAGGUAUUUUAGUACUGUACACAAAGAUUUUUAUUUCGACUUUUUGUAACUUAUUUUGCAGCAGAAAAGAUUUUGUCACAAACUGGCAGAUGUUUUUUUUUUUUUUUUAUCCAUCUUUUUUUUUUUUUUUGUUAGUUUGUUUACUGUCUGAAACAGAGAAAUGAGAAUGUAUGGCAGGAGACGACGUUUCUGAGAGCGAGUGUAGUGCGACAGCCGGACGUUGACCUGUGACUCCGGAGCGCCACCCGGAGGUGCUGCCGGGUUCUGCUGAGUUCUACUUCUGGUUUCACAUGUUGGCAUUUGCACUAAGGAAAGAAUGAUAAACUCUUGCUGGGCAAGAAAUAGCAGAGCAUCACAGAGACCUUUCACACAGACCGUCAUUCUCAAAAUAAAGUGCACCUUCUGUCAAUCCGACAGUUUUAAAGCAUGAUUAUGACUUUAAAACGUAGGUAAAUCUGACCUUGCAAAUAUACUCACGGCAGAUUCCAUCAAGUUAUUUAUUAAACAAAGAUGUGAUCAGACUUUUAGGGUUUGAUCAAGCUUGCGCCUUGUCCACAUGUAGCCGGGUGUUUUAUGAAAAAAUAUCGUACAAUCGGGAUCGUUUUCAGAAAAGCUUUCAUCCACAAGAACCUGCACAAAUACGCCACUGAAAGUUGUUUUCAACAUGCCGAACCCAUAGGGGGCAGCGUAGCACAAAGCUAAGACCUGUAUCAGCCAAUCAGAUUGCUUCAAAACGACCACUACUUCCUGUUUGGAAUUGAACGUGGCAUCAGGACGUUCAUUUGUGUUGCCAGGUUUGUAGGUUGUGCUAAUUUUAACUUUGAUGUCAAUUGGGAAUCAUGUCAGAACAAAUAAGUGGAUAUUUUAGCACAUUAUUUGUCGCAGUCUGUAGCGGAACCCCAAAUUUCCGUUUUCCCAUCUGCACACACAAAUACUUGUCAAAUCUGAUCUGGUCUGAGAUCUUAGAAUUGUUUUUGGUGAUAUGAAACUGAGUUUAUGUGUGGAUGGAAGGCCAAAACGCUUUGGAAAUGCAUUCGUUUUCCAAAAUAUCUGGCUACAUGUGGACUAGGUCUUAAAAGUGCUCCCAAAACCCAACAUGCGUACACAAUGGAACACUUUAACAUUUACAGCAGGCGUGCUUUCUUUUUACUCCAAGCUGUGAAUCACAAGAACCUUCUGAGAACCUCAAUCUGUUUUUAAAAGACAAAGGAAUUAGAGAUGCACCGAUCAGAAUGUUUUGGCCCAAUUUCCAGUCCUGUUUUGUUUCAUAACCCUGACCUGCCAAAUCACAAUUUAAGAGCUAUGAACAAUUAUGAAACAAAAAUGUAUGUGCAGUUGGUAAAAAAAGUGGAUGCUUUAAUGUCUAAAAUUGUUUUUUAUGGCUUUUGUUACAUGAGGACCUUGUUUAGCUCAGAUUGAUAUGCGUUAAAAAAAUAACUAAAAAAUGUAAAUUAAAAAAAUCCCCUUUUUGUGUUAAUUUUUGUAUGGAAAAGCCAGAAAACCACCUCAAGCUAGCAUAAACACUUUUGUUGAAUUCUGCAGGUCCAUAAACCUUCUUCCAAGGUUCAAAUAAAACCUUGGAAGAAGGUUCAAAUAAAAAAACGUGAUAAAAACACGGUCAGUACUGAUCACUAGACGAUCGGUGCAUCUCUAAAAGAAAUAAAUGACUUUGUUUAUCUUUUUAAGGGUUAGUUAAAUAGGUUUAGCUAACCCUGUUUAGCUAACAGGGCUAGUUGUCAGCUAACCUCUGGCCACACUACWCCUUUACUUCAGAUUAGACUCAACUGUUGACGUUCUACGUAGUUUACUCAAAUACAGUGACUGACAUGGGUUGCAUAAUUCUGUCUCCUGCAGGUUUUACAGCAAUAACCAGAAAAUAUUCAUGUAAUUCACAAUUCUUCUUCAAAAGGGUUUUCGUUCAGUGUAGUCCUGCUAUGAUACGGUCCAAGCCCUGAAAUAUUUUGCAGUAGCUAACAAUUACAUAAAAGCGUCCAUGUUCCAGUCAGUGCAAUGUCAUAAAUCUAUUUUUAAUUUAAAAUGUGCCUCGCAGGGUUUUAAUCAGAGAACAUUCAAAGGUCAUAAGGUCAACGCUGCUAAUGCUCACUGGUAAAGGUUUAGCUUAAGGGGUAAAUAAAUGGGGUUUUUCUAGUUGAUGGAGCAAAAACUGCCCAUUGCCUCUCUAUAGUGUUAUUAUUACUGAAUGAAAUGAAGGCUUGUUGUGUGACUCGGACCACACAGCAGUAAAAUCAAACGUAUGUUUUGUGUAUGUCCUUCGAUUGUGUUGCGAAAAGUGCCAGAUUUAGUCUUAAAAGCCUGACUUUAUCCGAUCUCUGAACCAAAUCCUGCGCCGGUGAAUGUAGGUGGCCAGAAGUAUUAGGACAAGAAUUACAAAAUGGGUUUUCUUAACAGUGAGGCUUUCUUUCUCGGUUUUUUUGUUUUUGUUUGUUUUAUUAUUUUUUUCUAACUGAUCCCUCAAUAAAGUGCAAAAGCAUUCAGUCUGAAACGUUUGCAAAGUCACAGACGGGAAAGGACUUUUACGUGGCAUUGAAGGGUUCGCAGAUUUACUCGCUGCUAAGUGGAACCGGUGGAAACGUGUUACUGUGCAAUCAGAAACCAGCUGGAGUCACCGACAAGUCAGCGCCAGUACUUCCUUAAGUCAUUUUUAUAUUUGAAGGACUUAAAAUACAAAUUGGGGACUAAGUUUGCUAUAAUAUCCAAAUUGUUCAGAUUUUUAUUUUUUUUUUUGCUAUUGGCACCAAAAUUCUGUCAGGAAAAAAAACAAACCUAGUCCAGUGAAAGCUUUUAUAGGAGAUGCUUUUUGUGUUCCUAUCACAGUCGUGCCUCGAUUACAUGAUUUAGCAAAAGGGGAUUGAUUGAUAUUUUUUUUCAUCACAUUAUGAAUGUAUAAAUGCGUUUAAAAAWUUUUUUUAAAUGUUUGAAAAAUGUAGAUCUUAAAGGAUGCAUUCUAGGGCUAAUCAACCUGGUUUGUUCACUAAUGUUAUUAAUAUUAUUAAGUGAGCCAAACAGACAAAAAAGCACUUCUGUAAAGAACGGAUGGAUUUAAUGAAACAGGUGGUGUUUUGUUCUUAUUUAUUCUUCCAUGUUGGGUAAAAGCUUUCCCUAUGGUGAGAGUAUUUUAUUCAGAGCUGUUUGCUUCUCAGUGUUUUUAUUAAGAGCCAGAAGAAGAGAAUUGUGAUGUAGAGUUGGAACUUUAUUCAAACCUUAAAAAGCUUUCCUUCUGGUUUAGUUUCAUUAGUUUUUUUUUAUUAUUAUUAUUUUAUCAUUGAAUGCCCUUCUUCUCUUUGUUAGAUCUCUUUUGAAUUUGAUUUUUUUUCUGUUCUGUUAGCAAAUUUAAAGACUUGCCUCACUUUCUUUUUUGUGAUUUUUAUAUAUAUAUAUUUUUUGUUUUGUUUUUUUUAAUGAAAAUGAAUUGACAUAGCUUACUAACAUUAGAACUGACUCCAAGUACAUAGUUUUAUUUAUGCAGCAGAAUUGGAAAUAAAUGCAUUUCAUUACAUAUCAAAAGGUACUUUUUGUGACUUACGUUGUUUUCUCUGCAUUAAAAUGAAAUUAAAAGAAUAUUUCCCUCUG